Messenger RNA from Cucurbita pepo subsp. pepo (vegetable marrow), 732 nucleotides. The record is from RefSeq and is a predicted model, not a curated record. Lineage: Eukaryota; Viridiplantae; Streptophyta; Magnoliopsida; Cucurbitales; Cucurbitaceae.
AUGGAAGACUCUUAUUUCCUCCAUGAAUUGAAGAAGAAAGCUUGUUUCUUCCUCAAAGAACAUGUCAAAAUCGUUCGUUUGGCUCUAACUGAUGUUACUCAUGCACAAUUGUUAACAGAAGAAGCGAUAAGUGGGAAUCCAUGGCCACCGGAUUCGCCGAGCAUGAGAGAGAUAACGAAGGCAAGUUUUGAAGUUGAUGAGUUUUACAGAAUUGUGGAGAUUCUUCACAAGAGACUGGAGAGAUUUGAGGCAAGGCAAUGGAGAGCAUCGUAUAAUGCAGUGAUAUUGGUAGAACAUGCUCUAACACAUGGCCCAUACAGCUUUGCAAAGGAAUUUGCAAACGAUAGGGCUGUUUUGAGGGAGAUGGAGGGAUUCCACUUUGUUGAUGACAAAGGAUUCAACUGGGGAGAGAGUGUGAGAAAAUUAAGUGCCAGAGUUCUCAAACUUCUGGAAGAGGAAGAUUUUCUAAUACAGGAGAGGAUCAAAGCUCGUAACCUUACACGUGGAAUCCAAGGAUUCGGAAGCUUCAGCCGCCGGUCGUCUCCGACGAAGGAUGAAUCACAUUCCAACAGAUUUAAUCGGAAGCAACACGAGUCUGAGUAUAAUGGAACUAGAAAUCUCUCCUUAAUAGAGACGAGACAAGGGAGCGGGGAUUGGAAAGGAGUCAGAAAAUGGGAGGAGGCUGCUGAUUGGGAGGAAGUUUCCCAAUCUCUGAUUUCUUCUGUAUUAUAA